Messenger RNA from Xyrauchen texanus (razorback sucker), 4305 nucleotides. Its product is annotated as interleukin enhancer-binding factor 3 homolog. The record is from RefSeq and is a predicted model, not a curated record. The coding region runs from base 153 to 2216 and encodes 687 amino acids. Gene Ontology annotation, cellular component: precatalytic spliceosome. NCBI's taxonomy places the organism in Eukaryota, Metazoa, Chordata, Actinopteri, Cypriniformes, Catostomidae. The transcript is spliced from 18 exons. Gene Ontology annotation, molecular function: single-stranded RNA binding; double-stranded RNA binding.
GCUGAGAUCACGUGUUGGUCUUGCCGCGAACUGCACGCUGAUUGUCCACAGCGGCACUGAACGGUCGCAUUGCUGUCGCUGCACUGACUAACUGGACCAACUGCCACAUUUAGAUCAACACUGCCAAACUGAAGAACUACUUUAUAGCAGCUAUGCCUCCUCCACUUCGCCAUCGCUCAAUGCGUAUCUUUGUAAACGACGACCGCCAUGUGAUGGCCAAGCACUCUGCCGUCUAUCCCACCCAGGAGGAGCUGGAGGGGGUUCAGAAUAUGGUGUCCCACACCGAGCGAGCCCUCAAGGCCGUCUCCGAUUGGCUGGAUGAGCAAGAGAAAGGAAAUGCCAAACCGACCGUCUUGGAGGCCGAUGGAGAUGUGGAGAAAGAGACUGAGCCGAAGUCCGUGGAUCAGCCCACUCGUUCCCUGCGUGGAGUGAUGCGUGUGGGUCUGGUUGCCAAAGGUCUGCUGCUUAAGGGAGACCUUGACCUGGAGCUUGUUCUGUUAUGCAAAGACAAGCCUACCAUCACCCUGCUGAAGAAAGUGGCCGAGAACCUUGCAGUGCAGCUUCAGCUCAUCACGGAAGAAAAAUACGAUGUCCAGCCAUGUGUCCAUGAUGCCACCAUCGUCAUCAAAAACUCUAAAGAACAACCGUUGACCCUCACCAUUAACCUGACUUCACCGCUCGUGAGGGAGGAGGCUGAGAAAGAGGCAGCUGGAGAAACGCUAUCAGUCAUCGAUCCCCUGGAUGUUCUGGACAGGCAGAAAUGCCUGACUGCUCUGGCGUCCCUCCGCCACGCCAAGUGGUUCCAGGCCAGGGCUAAUGGACUGCGCUCCUGUGUGAUUGUCAUCCGUAUCCUGAGGGACCUGUCUGCUCGUGUUCCCACCUGGGCCCCUCUCCGAGGAUGGCCCUUAGAACUUUUGUGCGAGAAAGCGAUUGGCACUGGCAACCGGCCAAUGGGAGCAGGAGAAGCUCUCCGCAGAGUUCUGGAGUGUCUUGCCUCUGGUAUCCUCCUGGCAGAUGCUUCCGGCAUCUGUGACCCUUGCGAAAAGGAACCAACAGAUGCCAUUGGUCACAUGAAUCGCCAGCAACGAGAGGACAUCACUCAAAGUGCUCAGCAUGCUUUAAGGCUUUCAGCUUUUGGACAGCUGCACAAAGUACUCGGCAUGGACCCACUGCCCUCGAAAAUGCCCAGGAAACCACGGAGUGAAACCCUUAUUGACUACACAGUGCAAAUUCCACCCAGCACAACCUAUGUGCCGCCAAUGAAACGCCCCAUGGAGGAGGAGGAGACCAUGGACGAGAAGAAUCCAAACAAGAAAAAGAAGAAAUUGAAUAAGAAAUCCCCAGAAGAGAAGGCCGAACCACCGCAGGCAAUGAACGCCCUGAUGCGUCUCAACCAGCUGAAACCAGGGCUACAAUAUAAACUUAUCUCUCAGACUGGACCGGUCCAUGUGCCGGUGUUCACCAUGGCCGUAGAUGUGGAGGGAAAGACCUUUGAAGCCUCUGGGCCAUCCAAACGCACUGCAAAACUACAUGUAGCUGUUAAAGUCUUGCAGGAUAUGGGUCUGCCCACCGGAGAGCAGCCGAAGAUAGCUGAAUUAGUGAAGCAAGAUGAGAUAAUGAGCACACAAGAGACUGUACAGCCUCCAGUGACCCAAAUGGAGCCAGAGCCCAUACCUUCAACACCAACUAACAUGGACAAUACCACCGAUGAGAGUGCUCGACAACAGGGCCCCAUCCUCACCAAACAUGGAAAGAACCCUGUUAUGGAGCUGAAUGAAAAACGCAGAGGACUGAAGUACGAGCUCAUCUCCGAAACUGGCGGAAGCCACGACAAACGCUUUGUCAUGGAGGUGGAGAUCGAUGGACAGAAGUUUCAAGGUACAGGAUCCAAUAAGAAGGUCUCAAAAGCGUAUGCAGCUCUUGCUGCUCUUGAUAAACUGUUCCCAGAAGGCUCCAGUCCAGAACCAAACAAGAAGAAGAAAAUGGCUCCAAUGCACAACACUGGGUUUGGGAUGGUUGGUGGGUCACCUGCUGAUCUCACAGCCAAUCCCAGGGGCAGAGGAAGAGGGCGUGGCAGGGGGCGUGGCAGAGGAUUCAACAAUGGUGGAGGAUUUAAUCAAGGUGGAUAUGGAUCAUAUGGAUACGGAAACAACAACAACUCUGGCUACAGUGACUUUGUCUCAGACUGCUAUGGGUACCAUGAGUUUGCGACAUAAACAGUCCAAUGUUUUCAAUAAGCACGCAAAAACAUAACGCAAAAUAGAGACCCAGGGAUAAACACUUGGUUCCCCUCAUUAUGAACCCAUUUCCUUCGAUCUCAACUCACCUGCACCCAACAAUCAACUAACACAGUGGAUGUGAAGGGAAGAAUGCUGCCUUCAGUUGCUGUGGAAACGAAUGCAAUAAGACACUCUGCUAUUGGACGCUGCCCAACUCCUCACGCUGUGAUCAGUGCGAUUUAAGCAAUCUGAUUGGCUGUCACAAUAGUGGACUGAUGGCAGACUGAAAAUGCGUAAUAACUUUCUUCACCUCAACGCUGAAAUCACUGUAUAAAGACAUUUUUUUUUUUGUCUGGAUUAAUGUUACAAAUGGAUUACUUUUGGAUUAGUCACUUCUAUUUGUGUUGAAUGGCAGUUGUUUUUAAAGAGCAGGUUUGCUAACCGGCGGUGUGAGUAGGCACAGAUGUCCUGAAUUCUGUGAACCAAUGAACAAACGGGAUCUAAUUGCUGCCUUUUUAAUUGUUAAUUGUUUGUGGAUUUUUUUUUUUUAUAAUUUUUUUUUUUAAUAAAAGUAGUUUCUUUACAAAACUGUUAGGUCUAUGUAAAGACGUUUUUCUUAUUUAAUUUCUAAUUUUAAUAUACAAACAUUCAAAAGGUCUUGCAUUGUGUUUGUGAUUUUAGUUGGGACUUUUUCUAACAUUUUUAAUCAAUUUAUUUCUACAUUUGUAUCCUCCCAAAAGGCAUAUGGCCUCUUCAAUCCGAUAAAACAAAUCCUUUAUGUAUCAGCACUAUUGCUUUUUAAACAAACCUUUGGUUUUCAGAAUACAGCCGUGAUCAAUUACUCAAGUGUCAUUUUGGGCCCCUGUGGGUUUAUUGAAGCUUGUGUUUUUUUGGGGGUGGUGUUAUCAAAUUUAGACAUCUUUGCAUGAGUUAUAAAUGGACAGGCACAAAUAACAUUUCAAAAAUUUAUCCACAAUGCUCUGGCACAACUCAAAGAAAUCUGCUUCACUUGGUCAUUAAAGGCCAAAGUAUGCUUCUGUUUUCUACGUGCCGGUAUAUCUUGCGUAAUUGCAUCAUACAUUCGGGCUGCUCACUUGCAGCUCAGUUUUUCUAAACACACGAAUGCCCCAAGUGAACUUCGGUUUAGAUGCAAACUCUUGUAGUAUGCAUCAUUCAGUGCUCAAUCACUCUACUUCUGAAAUUUACGGCACGCGUCCUGUACGCAGAUGCCUUGCAUCUUUGUGCACCGUCACGCAAAACAGUCGUAGAGCGCGUGCAGUGAAUGCAUCCGCAAUGGCUCGCAUUCAAAAAGUAUGCUUUAAAAAGGCUGAAGUGCUUGAGUGUGUGCAAGAUGGAAAGCACUCUGCUGAUGACCAAACUUGUGUCGAGCAGCCUGUAGUCAGAAGCCUAGCAUUCGCAUCUAACUGAAGUAUACUUUGGGCUUAACAGACAUUGGUGCAGGAAAAAAAAACAGUUGUAGCGAAUACAUCCCUUUGGACUCACGUUCAAAAGACAAUACUUAAGGCUAAAGUGCUUCACUGUGUGCUAGAUGGAAAGACACACGGAUAGACCGUGUACCUUAGCCUUUACUGUGCUGUUGGUUUCAGAAACCACUUAAAGGACUUUUUGCGAACUUCCGCCAGACUUGGCUGCUGAAUAAGGCCGAGAACAUCCCCUCGACUAUACACCCUCUUUCCAAAACCCAACCCUAUAAAGAUGUUUCAGCCAACGUGACGUCAGCAAGCUUGAAUAUGCAAAAUGGUGGACAGGCAUGGACGUUUCUGAUUGGCUAAGAAAGGGUGGGUCGUUCCCCUGACUCACUGUAAUGCGUGUGAUUUCUCAAUAAGCUUGUUUUACAUUUUCUGUGUGGUAUUGAACAGCUUUUUAUUUUUACAGCGCUUUGAAUAAAAAUGUGACCGUGAGCAUUUUGUCAUUUUCCACAGCCAUUUAUCGAUGUGUAUUUUGUACGAAUGUGGGAAAAUGUUUGGGCUCUUAAUCCAUUAAAACACACUGUAUGUCCACGCAUCAAGAUUUUUCUGAAUGAAUUUAGGAAUUUGGCUUUUCAUUUGUUGUGCGUUGGGUUGUA